Molecule: messenger RNA, 11571 nt
Organism: Acipenser ruthenus (sterlet)
Lineage: Eukaryota; Metazoa; Chordata; Actinopteri; Acipenseriformes; Acipenseridae
Product: epidermal growth factor receptor
Exons: 28
Coding region: 201-3827 (1208 amino acids)
Biological process (GO): protein phosphorylation; negative regulation of apoptotic process; positive regulation of kinase activity
Cellular component (GO): basal plasma membrane; signaling receptor complex
Molecular function (GO): epidermal growth factor binding; epidermal growth factor receptor activity; ATP binding
Source: RefSeq, a predicted model, not a curated record
AACAUUCAGAACGAGUUACUAGCAAAUUACUCUGUAGAGGGUGGAACUGUCAAAGUUACACUCACAGGGGGAAAGAAUAACCGGAGUUAUUUUAAAAAACAUUUUCUAUUUACCUGGCAGCGAGAGAAAGAAGUCUCAUUUACCACUGCAACUUUGUCAGCCCAAAUAUGGAAUAAAACUGCGUUUCUGCCGAAUAGAGAAUGAAGAACACAAGAAACAGCGCAGCAAUGCAAUUUAAAACUGGGAUCCUCCUGGCUUCGCUGCUCGCACUCGGCUGCAGUGGCUUACAAGACAAGAAAGUGUGUCAGGGGAUCAGCAACAAGUUGACUCGUUUGGGAACUCAUGAAGACCAUUACAACAAUCUUGUAAGGAUGUACAGAAACUGUACAGUAGUACUGGAGAAUCUGGAGAUUACCUAUGUAGAAGAAAACCGUGAUCUGUCUUUCUUAAAGACUAUCCAAGAGGUUGGUGGAUAUGUGCUGAUUGCACUCAACAAUAUAGCGAAACUCCCUCUGGAAAACCUGCAGAUAAUCAGAGGUCACACUCUGUAUGAUAACAAAUAUGCUCUGGCAGUUUUGUCCAACUAUGAUAAAAACUCUACUGUGGGGUUGACAGAACUGCCCUUGAGAAGCCUAACAGAAAUUAUCAAAGGAGGAGUGAAAUUCACCAACAACAUGUUGCUUUGUAACCUGGAUACUAUCCAGUGGAAUGAUAUUGUCGACUUCAAAGCAAACCCUGAAAUGGUUCUUCCUGCAGUGAAUAACAAGCCACAUUGUCAAAAAUGUGAUCCGAGGUGCUCCAAUGGGUCAUGCUGGGCACCAGGUCCUGACGACUGCCAAACUUUGACCAGGUUAAUCUGUGCUGAUCAGUGUUCGGGGAGGUGUAAGGGCCCAAAGCCCAGUGACUGCUGCAAUGACCACUGUGCCGCAGGCUGUACAGGACCCAGGCCAACUGACUGCCUGGCCUGCCGUGCAUUCCAGGAUGACGGGACCUGCAAGGAUGCCUGCCCUCAGCUGAUGCUGUAUGACCCCAAAACACACCAGCUGGAGGUUAAUCCAAAGGGGAAAUACAACUUCGGAGCCACUUGUGUGAAGAACUGCCCACAUAACUACGUUGUAACAGACCAUGGCUCAUGUGUGAGGACUUGUAGCUCUAAAACCUAUGAAGUGGAUGAAAAUGGGUUGCGAAAAUGCAAGAAGUGUGAAGGGCCCUGUCCAAAAGCCUGCAACGGAUUAGGCAUGGGAAACCUCAAGGAUGUCCUAUCUAUUAAUGCAACCAACAUUGAUUCCUUCAGAGACUGCACCACAAUCAAUGGUGAUGUUUCCAUCCUACCUGUAACUUUUACUGGUGAUAGAUUCACAAACACUGCUGCACUGGACCCAGCUGAACUUAAUGUGUUUAAGACAGUUAAAGAAAUCACAGGUUUUUUGCUGGUUCAGGAUUGGCCUGCAAAUCUUACUGAUCUCAGUCCUUUUGAAAAUCUAGAAAUUAUUCGUGGGAGAACAAAACAGCAUGGCACAGUUUCCCUUGCUGUGGUGAAUAUUCAGAUCAGUUUUCUGGGACUGCGUUCUUUGAAGGAGAUUAGUGAUGGAGAUGUGGUGAUAAGAAAUAACCCCAAUCUUUGUUACACUGACACAUUCCAGUGGAAUAAGCUUUUUAAGUCAGACAAAGAAGCGCAUAUUAGAGUUUCUUUAAAUGGCAAACCAGAUAAAUGUGCUGCUCAUGUUUGUGAUGAGUUGUGUACUGAUGAAGGAUGCUGGGGCCCUGGUCCCUCCAUGUGUUUUUCAUGUCAGUUUCAUAUACGGUCCCAAGAAUGUGUGGAAAAGUGUAAUGUCCUACAAGGGGACCCUAGGGAAUUUGUGGAAGGAACCAGAUGUCAUCAGUGUGAUUCAGAGUGCCAGCCACAGAAUGGGACCGAUACCUGCACUGGAACUGGCCCAGACAAGUGUACUGAGUGUGCCCAUUUCAAAGACGGCCCUCACUGCGUGCCAAAAUGUCCUGCUGGCAUCCCAGGUGAAAACAACACUAUUAUUUGGAAGUACUCAGAUGCAAGCAAGGUGUGCCAGCUGUGUCAUCUGAAUUGUACCCAAGGAUGUAAGGGACCUGGGUUGUCUGGCUGUGACCAUCAGGGAUCAAGAAUAUCUUCUAUUGCUGCUGGAGUGGUUGGUGGCCUCCUCUGUUUUGUAAUCAUAGCUCUGAUGGUGUUCAUCUUAAUGCGCAGACGUCACAUCAAGAGAAAGAGGACACUACGCAGGUUACUGCAAGAGAGAGAGCUGGUGGAGCCAUUAACUCCAAGUGGAGAAGCACCAAACCAGGCCCUGCUGCGGAUCCUCAAAGAGACAGAGUUUAAAAAAAUGAAGGUUCUUGGCUCUGGAGCUUUUGGCACAGUGUACAAGGGUCUAUGGAUUCCUGAAGGGGAAGAUGUGAAGAUUCCUGUUGCCAUCAAGGUUUUGAGAGAAGCAACCUCUCCAAAAGCCAAUAAAGAGAUCCUGGAUGAGGCCUAUGUUAUGGCCAGUGUUGACAAUCCCCAUGUUUGCCGCCUCCUGGGAAUUUGCCUGACCUCCACUGUGCAGCUGAUUACCCAGCUCAUGCCCUACGGCUGCCUGCUCGACUACGUCAAAGAGAACAAGGAUAACAUCGGCUCCCAGUACCUCCUCAACUGGUGUGUGCAGAUUGCCAAGGGGAUGAGUUACCUGGAGGAUCGGCAUUUGGUGCACCGUGACCUGGCUGCUAGAAAUGUGCUGGUGAAGACCCCGCAGCACGUAAAGAUCACUGACUUUGGGCUUGCCAAGCUACUGAAUGCAGAUGAGAAAGAAUACCAUGCAGAUGGAGGCAAAGUCCCAAUUAAAUGGAUGGCCUUGGAAUCAAUUUUACACAGGAUCUACACACAUCAGAGUGAUGUCUGGAGUUAUGGUGUGACUGUUUGGGAGUUAAUGACUUUUGGAUCAAAGCCUUACGAUGGUAUCCCAGCUAGUGAGAUUGCAGGGGUACUUGAGAAAGGGGAGCGUCUGCCCCAGCCUCCAAUCUGCACCAUUGAUGUAUACAUGAUUAUGGUCAAAUGCUGGAUGAUUGACGCAGACAGCAGACCUAGAUUUCGGGAGCUGAUUGCAGAAUUCUCUAAAAUGGCUCGGGAUCCUUCUCGCUACCUCGUCAUUCAGGGUGAUGAAAGAAUGCACUUGCCGAGCCCCUCUGACUCCAGAUUCUACCGCACCCUGAUGGACGGAGAGGACAUGGAGGAUAUUGUGGAUGCUGACGAGUAUCUUGUUCCCUACAAUGGGUUUUUCAACAGCCCAUCCACUUCCAGAACACCGCUGUUCAACUCAGUGAGUAUUACUAGCAACAUGGGAGCACCUGCCUGUGCUAACAGUAAUGGGGGAUACCCAAUAAGAGAAGACAGCUUCAUCCUUCGAUACAGCACAGACCCCACAGGCCCGCUGUCAGACGAAUGUCUGGAAAAGGAUUUUGAACCUGCGCCAGAAUAUGUGAACCAGAAUGGACGCACGUUGUCUGAUAUGAUAAACCCCAUUUACCAGGAUGUCCUCCUUCCUCGCAGCCCCACUCAGGGAGCUCAAGACUCUCACUAUCUGAAUUCUGUCAACAACACAGAGGGAAACCCAGAGUACCUGAAUACCAAUCCACCUGUUCUCCCCAGGCCAGUCUUUGACAAUCCACGCUACUGCGAUCAAAAAUUCCACCACCAAACCAGUCUGGACAAUCCUGAUUAUCAACAAGACUUUUUUCCCUUAAUAUCAAAAACAAAUGGUCAUUUUCCUGCAACUGAGAAUGUCGAAUAUUUGGGCUUAACAGUACAGCCAAAGUCCCACUAGGACGACGCUCUUUGACUGCUCUUUUAGCCUCUCUAAGAAUGGUGUUCCAAAAGAGUGUCUGUGGAGCCAAUUCGGUGGAACAACCCGAAUUGUUUUCUCAUAGAAAGGGGUGCAUUAUAAGCAAUUCUCGAAUUUAGAUAUUUUCCAGUCAUUGUGUAAGAGAGAUUACUUGUCUCAUUGAACAUUAUGGCACUGUGCUUGAACACAAACAACUUCAAGACAGAGUUUUUGUGUUUUUUGGAUUUAUCCUGCUUUAUCUGAGGUUUUCAAUUGUUCCCCUGAAAAAUUCACACACAUUACAGAUAAGAAAAUGUUAUAGAGUAUAUUCACAGCUGUAAAUAAGCUAUCAGCCUUGGGUUGUCAUCUGUGUGGGUUGCUACUUGUUUUGAAGAAAGUAUUCAUUCAUUUUAGACUUCCAAGCUUCACCACCUCACAUCAACAUGCCCUUGAUGACAAUAGAUUAAACUGUUUUUUUCCUGAUAGAGAAAUGCAAAAAGACAUUGAAAAUGGCAUUGCAUUUAACGCAGUAUUUAUUGGAGCCAAAAUGAUGCCCAGGUUUUCAUGAGUACCCAAGGACCCCUGCCUGUAUACACUGAAUGGGUAGUACCACAGAAUGGGAAGGGGAGGCGCUAGCAGGACAACAGAGAUACAGUAUGGAACUCGCUGAAAUUAACUAAGGGGACUAAAUUGCUCUUGAUCCUAAUUGUAGCCCAUACCCAGGAAAAAAAACAAGAGGAGAGAUGUCUGAUAGUGAAUGACAUGGCAGGAUACAUUUUCCAAGAUAUACUAAAGACGGGACAUGUCAUUUCCUUUUAUUGGUACUAUUCCUGCCGCAUCAGUUUUUGUUGAUGGGUGUUUUAAAUACAUACAGGGUCGUUUUAUGUGUUUUUAUUUGUAUUUUAGACCAAACAUGUCAGUUUAUUUACUCACCAGAUACAGCACAAGAACAGUUUUCUUGCAGUGAGAUGUGGACAUGAGAGCAAAAUUCAAACACAUUGCUGAUUUAGUGAAGUAUUGUAAUUGUGCUACCAACUGUGCCAAAGUAGGGCACUUCAGGACUUGAGAUGUGAACCUCUGUGAAUAGGGUGGGAAUCUAUUAUGAACUUGUAACACAUGAAAACUGCACUGCAGUCAAAUCAGAACCUUUUAAUUCCAUUUGUUCAGGACACAAACACGGGUGGUGUAAGCUUCCCAGUAUAUCUGGCUGUGAAAAAUUGUGUCUGAAGAUCCUGUAUUCACUAUUUAUUCAUAUAUCAAUUCGGAAAUUAAUAUCAUCACAAACCCCAGUUAACAAGAAAACAUACUUGUAAAUUCCAAAAUAAGCAGGUACCUUUUCACCCUAUUACCCUCAAAGCCUAGUAAAUUAGGGUGAAGGGGAACAGCAGAGAAUGGGGCAGUUUCCAUGGAAAAAGAAAAAUAAGUCUCACCUUUUUCUCACUAUUUUCGAAGUACUUUUCAGGUAGUGUGUGUUUUUCUAUGUAGUUUUUUUUAGUCAGAGAAAUUCUAGUUCCAAAUGCAAAUAACCUAAUUAAUAUUAAAAUUCGGGAGGGUAUAAUUAAAUAUUUCUGUCCAAGUUCCAAUUUUGGCUUUGUGCAACUACUGAUAUCAUGCAGCUUUCUUAAACUGGGUUUCAACAAAGGUUUUAGUUUGGGUUGAAGCACCACAAGUGCAGCUUGCCUCAUUUGGCCACCAAAAAAAUGAAAUUACGGGAAAGAAAACAAAAACCGAGAUAGCAUUACACAAACACAAAAUAAAAAUGUAAAAAAAAAUGUAAAAAAAAAAACAUUCCAUAAGAAAGCACUGUGUACUCUUCUUGUUUUAUAUUAUUUUUGUGACUGCAUAUAUAUUUAUUAUAAUCCUAAUAUUCACAUACAUAUAUAAUAUAUACAAGUUUUCUUACAGAACCGGAGCUUCAGCAAUUCUGAUCCUUAUAGUCUAUGAAUAGUCUAUAACAAUUGUAAGUCGCCCUGGAUAAGGGCGUCUGCUAAGAAAUAAAUAAUAAUAAUAAUAAUAAAUAAUAUGAACGGAGCGAAAACACCAACGCUUUAGGUUAAUGAUAUAAAAAUGAUGUAGUCAAAAUGUUUAUUACAGUACAUUUUUUAAAUACUGCUAGUACAUCUACAAUAGGCUACCCUACUCGCUCACUUCAUUUCAUAAUAUUCUUAUUAUAAUGUAAUGCAUAGGAGUACAAAUGUGACUUUUUUGUCCUUGGCAGGUACCCAUGAUAUGCUAGUGUACAGUGUAUUGCAUCUUAUAACUUAAAACAAUUGGUUGUCUAAUCACCAAACACGAAUCUGUAGUUUGCAAAGAGCUUUGUUAUUCAUUUAUUUGUAUUGCAAGGGCUGCAUUUUUUAUUUGUAGUAGCUUCAGUAUUUUUUAUAGCCUUGCUUAUAAAACAACCAAACUAUAAAGCAGUAUCAUUUUGAGUCAAAUGGCAAUAAUUUUAAACGUUGAAUAAGUGGUGUCACUGACAGUGAUGUGAACCAAUCACAUGACAGAUAGAGACUAUAUAUACUGAGCAUCAAAAGAAACUUAUCACUUAUAUUGGAGCAUCAAAAGAAACUUGGACAAAAUUUGCUAGAUGUGACUGAAAAAUGACAAACUCUUUUAGAGCAGGUGCAGUGAUUUUUUUUUUUUAUAAAUUUAGUCGUUGCCAAUUAGUUUUUAUUAUUUUCUCCCCAAUUUGAAAUGCCCAAUUAUUUUAUUAUGCUCAGCUCACCGCUACCACCCCUGUGCUGACUCGGGAGGGGCAAAGGUGAACACACGCUGUCCUCCGAAGCGUGUGCCGUCAGCCACCCGCUUCUUUACACACUGCGAACUCACCGUGCAGCCGCCUCAGAGCUACAGCGUCGUAGGACAAUGCAGCUCUGGGCAGUUUACAGGCAAGUCCGCAGGCGCCCAGCCAGACUACAGGGGUCGCUGGUGCGUGGUGAGCCGAGGACACCCUGGUCGACCUAACCCUCCCUCCCCCCGGGCGACGCUCGGCCAAUUGAGCGCCGCCACCUGGAAGCUCCCGUCCACGGUCGGCUGUGGAAUAGCCUGGACUCGAACUCGCGACGUCCAGGCUAUAGAGCGCAUCCUGCACUCUAGCGAGUGCUUUUACUGGAUGCGCCACUCGGGAGCCCCUGGUGCAGUGAUUUUUUAUUGUGCUGAUUAACAACUGACAUCACGAAGAUGCUGCAAAAUGAUCUGUCGAUCUUGGGCAGGUGUUGUGACUCUUGGUCUCCCAGUUCAUGGCCUGUCAUUGACGGAGUGUGUCUGGUUAUAUCGUCUCGCCAGGUUUUAAAUUUCUGGCAGUGAGCACGGCGAGCCACAGUACGCUGCCCUAGUCCAGCCUCCAACAUGCCGACUGCACAAAGGCUGCUCUCUUGACAGACGUGGCGUAUUGUUUUUUUCUGUGAUUUUCUUUAUUGCUUUUAUUCAAGCUUGCAAUUCAACAGCUGAAAUCACCCCAUGUCCAGUGUCCAAUCAAAUGUCUCACUAAUUAGGUGAUUAAGUGCAUAUGCUUCAGUCAUAGUCACUCAGGCGUGUUGUGGUCAAGGAUGAAUGAUCGAGUGAUUAAAAACAUUUAUAUACCUUAUUUUUUUCAAAAAUAAAUGUGUUAUAAUAGUGAUAAGUUUCUUUUGAUGCUCUUUAUAUAUAAUUACAUGGAUAGUAGCUAUAUUUACCCUUUGGCCCAUGCUAAUAAAAAGUCGUAUUGCACUUUUGUGAUGUCAAAAAGACGUAUUGCAUGGUUACCCGUGCAAUACAACUUUCUCUGUCAAUGAAGGUUAGCUCAAGCAAAUUGUCAUGUUGUCCCGUUUUCUAUUUGUUAUUAUUUAUUUCUUAGCAGACGCCCUUACCCAGGGUGACACCGAUUUUCAACAACCAGCCGACACCGAUGUUCGAAAAACUUUUAUUAGUCAACAAGAAAACGUAAACACAUCCAAGAACAACAAACAAGACUUGGCUUUGGUAAAAUCGUACCUUAAUCUUACUAGUAAUGAAAAAAGAUGGCAGUGAGAGUACAACCUGGCACUGUGUGGAAGUGGGCUGAGCUCCCUAAAAGCAAGCUGCUGUGGAAGCUUCUCUCUCUUUGCGUUGCUGUCUCCUAUUAUUAUUAUUAUUAUUAUUAUUAUUUCUUAGCAGACGCCCUUAUCCAGGGCGACUUACAAUUGUUACAAGAUAUCACAUUAUACAUUAUUUCACAUUAUACAGAUAUCACAUUAUUUUACAUACAAUUACCCAUUUAUACAGUUGGGUUUUUACUGGAGCAAUCUAGGUAAAGUACCUUGCUCAAGGGUACAACAGCAGUGUCCCCCACUGGGGAUUGAACCCACAACCCUCCGGUCAAGAGCCCUAACCACUACUCCACACUGCUGCUCCUAGCACAGGGUUUCCCAAUCCAGGUACUGGGGGACCCUGUGUCUGCUAGUUUUCAUUCCAACUGAGUUCUCAAUUACUUAAUUGAACAGUAAAUUGAACUUUUCUUUAGCUUAAUUAGAUUAAUUGUUUUCAGCUUUUAAACAGUUGGAGAUUUCUAGUUAACUGUCCAAUUGUAUAAGUAACUUGAAAUCUGCAACUUUUUAGGAGCUGAGAACAAUUAAAAAGGUCUAAUUAGCACAUUAUUAGUUCAAUUACAUAAUUAAGUACUUGAGUAAGUAAUUGAGAACUCAGUUGGAAUGAAAUCCAGCAGACACAGGGGUCCCCCAGGACCAGGAUUGAGAACCCUGUCCUACCAACAUUGCUGUGGGGCGGAGGCUUUCUUCAGAGGCUCUGAUCAGACUGUGAAACUGGGGAUCGCGUAAAUCAAGUAAAGAGCUACAUUUUCUUGCACGUGCAUGGUAUUUUCUUUAUAGACCCGGUAGGUGGCAUAUUUUAAAGAUUACAACGAUACUAUUCUGAAUUCAACAUUUGUUAUUGUGUUUAUACAUUAUGAAAGGAUGGCGUGAGUAGCCUAUGAACUGCGGUUUAUGGUGUCACAUAAACCCUUGAAUUAAUAUUUACUCGCAAUGCACGGCAGCCCAUAGAUUAUUCAUAUAUACAGUACAUACAUGAGAAUAUAUUAUCACACAAUAUGUCUCGAGUUGGUUACCAGCCCAAAACCAGCAAGAGACUUGUUCGAUAAUAUUUUUGUUGUGCAAUAAUAUUUUCUGACCCAUAUGUUAUUUUAUAUAUUAUAUGUUUCUUAAAGCAUACAAAAGUCAAUAUCAUUCUCUUGAUUUUUUUAAAAACAAUCUCCUUAAAUUCUUCUGUUAUUUGUCUGAACUUCAUUGUUUCUGAGUUCUCUUCAUUUUUUGUUGAAUGUGUCUUUAUUUUGAAUUUUGAUAUACUGUGCUUGUUGUAGCAAGAGUGAUAAUGGCAGGAGUUUUCUUUUUAAAUUAAGAAAUAAAUCCAGUAUUUGUUUUUUGGGACUUUAUCUUGAACCUCUUAUAAAAAUUGUAGCACUUUCAGUUUCCUGAAUUCAGCAUUUAGGUUACUUGUCAGGGAAAUAAAUGCAUUCAGAGACGGAAACCAUUCAAGAAAAGAGUGGGAAGCUGCUUAUGAAAUUUAACAAGUAGAUUGUGGACAAUCAGUCGCUUAAAGUGGAAUGGAAAAUACAUCAUUGCUCUGUGUAGCUAAACACUUGACACCUAUCUAGGAACUGGUACAACGUUUCAGUGGGGGAUCAUUCUUGCACAUGAUUUCAGCAGGGAAAAAGUAGGCCUAAUACAGUAUAAGGAGAAGUUAGAGCAGAAUAGACAGGAACAAGACCAGGAGUAGGCAUCAAUGGCAUUAAGUACUAUAGUGGGCAUUUCUUGUCAGAAGCCUCUUUUUUGUCAGCUUAAAAAAUCUUUGUGAACUUUGUUGGAAAAUGUCUGUUCCUCAGAACAAAAUAUUUUGCUAUUUUCUUCUGCAAGAUAUUAUACAUCUAACACUGUGACUGUCCCUUUUCAUUUCCAACACCAACAUAUUUUAGACUGGUUUCCCAUCGUCAUUUUAAACUUAGACUUCAGAUUUGAUUUUAAUAUUUUGGGAACGGAAUUUUUUUGUUUACAGUAAAUCCUGUACAAUCCUGUGUCAUUUGGGACCGGAAAAUUGUGCCAGAUUAGACAGCGUGCUGGACUAUAGUAUAAAAAAUCAAAUACUGUACCUAACAAAAGGUGAAAUGACAAACUAUUUGAACGCUUCAAAAAACAAAAACGUUAUUGCUGUACAUACACAAUAUAAUAAACGCAAUAAUGCCUCAACAAAAUAUUUAAUCUGUUAUUAUCACAAGCCUGUUUAAUUCACUCCCAUAGAAAGACAUUCACUUGUUCAUACUGUACCUGCAUGCGCUGCACAGUCAGAUUUACAUAGAUUUUAGGCAAAAGAGACUUAAAAAUCAUGCCGGCUUUCAUAAUAGACAGGUACCGGGUUGUAGAGGGUAUCAUACCAUUAAUUUUUACUGUAGUUUUAAACAAAAAAAAAAUGGAAUUGUGGUUUGAGAAAUGUACUACACUAGAUAAAACAAAAUGAAAGAGUUAAACCUUAAAUAAAACAUUAUGUAGAUAAUUGGGUAUCUAAAAUGCAUUGUUCCUAUGGUUCUUAAUUGUGGUUCUUUGUUAUACUCCCAGAAGAAAAUACAGACCAUUACGUUAAAUAUGUAUGAUUUAUUAAUGCAUAUUAACCAAAAUAUGCUCAUUCAGUGACAAGAGGGACUUGGCUAGAUUUAGUUAUGGGCUGAUACUUCUGAUUUCGUCUACCUCACAGCAAUCCCACAUCUCCUGAGAAAUUGUUAAUUUCAGGCUGUAACUCUAGUGUCAUAGUCUUCACUAUUAAUCAUUAGAAUAUUGGCAAGCAUGGCCACAAUUUGCUACUCCUGUGCAGUAUGCUUUAAAGUAAUUCAAAGAUAUUCAAUGACUACCUAUCUGGACAUUUUAAUAAUCCGACAGAGUUAUGGGGUCAUUUAGACCAAAGGAUUUGGUUGUAUUACAGUCCUGCAAGUCACAAGUUCGUAAUUGAUAUUACAUGAAAUUCAUGUUUGUCAGCCAUGGUACAUUUACUGGGAAAUAAUGAGUUGACAUCACAAAUAUCUGAUUUAAAACAAACUAGUGUAUAUCAAAUCCCAUACGCAAUUCUGAAAUCUAAUUCUUUCCUCUUGCAAGGUCUAACUUGAGUUAAUAUGGAUGUGCUAAAGUUCAAUUUAAGUUUCUGUUAGAAAAAAGUAUUGCUUACUUGAACCUCAGCCUCUUAGGAAUGUCUUUUCUGAAAAGCAUGUUGAGCAACUUGCAGCAAUUAAAUUAGUUUUUAGCAACUUAUUGAUGAAAUGCAAAAGCACUGUUUUGUAAAUACAAUAUAUGAAAAGCUGUCUUUUUUAAAUGUUUAUUGGUCCUGAAAAAUUGUUUGUAUAUGGAGUGCAGUAUAAUGAUAGGUAAUUAUAUGCUAUGUAAACACUGAAAUAUUUGGAAUUGUAUGAUAUGCAAUGACUAUAUGAAUGUCAAUAAGGUUGUAAUGUAAAAUAUUCAUCCGAUGGCUUUGGAAAGGUAUUCAAAAAUUGUGAGCCAUCCUUGCUAGUUUUAGUAAAGCUAUGUUUUAAAAGAAAAAAAAAAGAAAAUGUGUUUAUAAAAAAAGUAAGACUUUAGCAAUACGUCACUGGCAGCACCUUUCCAUUCAUUUCCUUGAGUAUGCUGCACUUACAAGUCAAUUUCUUUGAGAAUCUAUUAGCUUUACUGUUUCACUGCCACCUUCAAGAUAUUGUACUGUUGCAUGUUGUAUAACUUUAAUAAAAAUUGUGUACAAUCUA